AUGUCGAACCUGCUGCACAGCGUGCUCAACUCGCGCCUGGCCAACGCCACGUCGCCCCAGACGCACGACGCCUCGGACAGCGACGGCGGCACCGCCUCGCCGGGUCAGGAGGGCCUCCACGACUGGGAGACGGUCGAGAGCGACGAGGAAAUCGUAAACGUUGUCAGCGUGCCCCACACCGUGCCCGGCACACCCGCAGAGCUCUCGCGCCCCUCUUCGCCCGGCCCCAAUGCGUCCCGGCUCAGGAACGCCAUCCAGGCCGGAAGCAGCCAGGACGAUGAUGACGACGACGAGGAUGGGACCCAGGGCGAGGGGAGGAAGAGGGAAAAGGUCGCCAAGAGGAAACGCCACUCCAAGACGGAUCCGCUGCGCGCCUUUACCAGCGAGAUCUCGCAACACAUCUUCCUGCAGCUGCCCGUGUCGACGCUCGUCUCGUGCUCGCAGGUCAACCGGCACUGGCGGCGCUCGGCGACGCUAAACUACUGCUGGUACCGCACCUACCAGCACGCCUUUUCCGUCGACUCGCUCUCGACGUCGCAGCCGGAGCUGCCGCCGUGGGGCAGCGGCGGCGCAAAGUGGACGCGCAAGGAGAGCCGCACCGACUGGAAGACGGCCUACGCCAAAGCGAGGCGCAUCGAGGCGCGCGAGGCCGAGCGCGCAGAGUCGCUGCCCGGCAGCGGCGCCACGACGCCCAGCCGCACCCAGCGCAUGCAGGAGCGCGGCAUCCUCACCGCCCACGAGUUCCGCAUGGAGCAGUGGAAGGCCGAACAGGAGUCGGGCUCGACGAAAAACGAGAUGCGCGAGUACUACAAGAGCGCCGGCAACAAGGGCGGCAAGGUCAAGGGCAAGCGCGCAAAGGGCGGCGUAAAGACCAACGCCGAGGGCGACGGCGGUCUGUGGCAGUAG
Messenger RNA from Pseudozyma flocculosa PF-1, 906 nucleotides. RefSeq lists its product as uncharacterized. The record is from RefSeq and is a predicted model, not a curated record. The coding region runs from base 1 to 906 and encodes 301 amino acids. Gene Ontology annotation, molecular function: protein binding. NCBI's taxonomy places the organism in Eukaryota, Fungi, Basidiomycota, Ustilaginomycetes, Ustilaginales, Ustilaginaceae. The transcript has 2 exons.